Molecule: messenger RNA, 3241 nt
Organism: Sclerotinia trifoliorum
Lineage: Eukaryota; Fungi; Ascomycota; Leotiomycetes; Helotiales; Sclerotiniaceae
Source: the annotation of a GenBank genome assembly
UUAUUCACUAUUUUUAGCUGACGAAGGGAAGAAUCUUUUUAUCUACUACUUUGCCACGUCCACUACUCUUUCAAAUUUCUCAACAACCACAGCAACAACCUCCAUCUCCAGCAUUACCGCCGAUCUGCCUCGAAUUCUCUCACUUCUUUUAUUGCUAUUAUCCUUUGCCUUCUAGCCUAUCUUCUUCUAUCAUUUACUUCCUUUAAUAUAUCGAUAAGUCUGCUAGUAUUCUAUUAUGGCUCCAAGAGGCCGUAAGCAACACCAACGUGGUGAGGAGGUCCAUGUUGUUGGUGACGCCAACAACCAUGCAUUCAAAGCUCAAGCGGUCAACAGCAGAAAGAGACCAAUCAAACCUCAACCUUCAACUGAUAAAGAUGCAAUUGCAAUUGAAUCUGAUGAUGAACCACCCAGAAAAGCUCGUCCAGGUAUGCAAUAAUCUCCAAGUAUCUGUUUCCUUCGUCAGAUCAUGCAGAUACUAAGUAUAGCUUCGAUUUUAAGUAACUAACUUCUGAAUAGACCCACACUCAUCAGCAGCGAAGCUCCGUGCGCCUAAGCAAGAGGAAAGACCAACCGAAUCCAGGCAAGAGUCAGAAAUCGUCAUCUCCCCAGAAAUCAUUGCACGCCCAAACGUGCUUCCAACAAAACUUUUGCAGCCAUUCGCAGAUGCUGAUGCUGAUGUAUAUAUCGUACUCAUUCAUAAGAGCCACAGGUAUUCAUACAGGAUGCACUCGCAUAUAUUGAGGCGUGCCUCAUCUUGGUUUGAUUGGGAACUAUAUGGGGAGUUCGGCGAUGAAGUGGGCCCGAAAGUGGCAGCUGUGAUCACUAAAGAGACUGGAAUCAAAUACAGAUUUGAAAUCAUAUUUGAUGCUAAACGCAAACACCAUGUAUUGGAACGCACGGUAAGAGGCUUCUUUUUACCGCUAACAUCAUGCACUAUGGUUUGAAAUUUGACAAAUCGGACUAAUUUCUACAGGGACUCACAAAGUAUAAGAAUCAGCCACAGGCGAUCACUAGUAGCGCAAAUGGACAUUCACUUCCUACGAAUAGUACAUGCCACACUCGUGACUCGUCAUUAUUUUUACCACAAUAUGAUGGCUCCUUCGAAGAUGUUGAAAUGGGGAAUAUGGCUGGCGACCUUGAAGCAGCUGUUCAUCUUGAUAACCCGAGUUCCAUUUCAUUCCCUAGUAAUCUUCAGCCAUCUUUUCAGCCAUCUCUGCAGCCAUCUCUGCAGCCAUCUCUUCAGCCAUCUCUCCAUAACCAAGCCAACGCACAUCAAGAGAAAGGAGAUAGCAUCAAGCUAGAGGAAGAUAUAGCCGUUCAAUCGGAUAGUGUUGAGCUUACUUCCCAAACACAAAAGGCUAUGGGGGAGCAGGUCGUUACGCCGCCUUCAAGCCCCACCAAAGCAGGAGCUAGAACUGAAACGGACCACAUGAUUUCUGAAAAGCCUCAAGUCUACCUAAGCACCAAGACUUCUCAUGAAGGAGAUACUACCACGGCACUCGAGGCUACUAUGAAAGCAGAGGUUAGGCCCGAGGAAAAGAUGUUCUCAGAAACCCUUCCAAUUGCAGGAAAUUUGCCAGAAAGGCAACUUGAUAUUGAAAUUGAAAAUGCAAAUGACAAGAUUGAUGAACAAUGUCAGCCAAAAAUUCAGCCUAACCAGUUUCCAUCAAAUCACCAAGUUUUUCCUGAAGAACAGCUUCAGGCUACUGUCUUUUCGGAAAGUCCGAUAGAACCGGAAAUCAGGGUUGAGGAAAAGCAGAAAGUAACGAACUCAAUGUCACAAGUAUUUCCAAGCAUUAGAACAUCGCCUGAAAACCAGAUUGAUGUUGCUCCCGAUGAAAAUUUGAUUGUCGAAGAGCCACAACAACGCAACAGUCAAACUAUCCAAGUUCUUGCUGCUCACGUUGCCCCUGCCAGACACACCGAAGCACCUGUCAAUGCAAGUUUGAAAAUCGAAGGGCCAAAGCAGGGGCCAAAACGCUUUCCACAAAUGUCACUGGGUGCUCAAGAGCCGCCGGAAAAAGAAGCUGAGGUUCGUAUGAACGGCAAAUCAACCGCUGAGAAAAAGCAACAACCCAAGAUUGAUCCAAUUAUGGACGAACCGUCUUUUGAUAAUCAUUCUGCUCCUAAGACUGUACUCCCUACCACGGAGAAGCCAAACAAUAAUACUUCAAACCAGGGCACACUAGGACAACAAGUUACAACACUACAUCACGAUGUUCUCGAGGCAUACCACUCUCUCUUCCUCUGCUACUACAAUUGUCCUCCCACGAUCUCUACGGCGGAUGUGUCAAAUGCGAUGAAACAGUCCAACCUAUUGAUCAAGGUCGCUACACUCUACGACUCACUGAAGAUUGUUAGACCUCAUAUAAUUGCCUCCCUCCUUUCUCAAGGCCGCAAUCUCUACUCAGCCAUUCGUCAAGACCCUCCUCGUUUCCUGAUUUUGGCAGACAAGCUACAAUGCACCACCAUCUUCAAGGAAGCCCUUGUACACAUCGUUGGACAAUUACCUUCAUGGCCAUGGCCCACACCACAAGAUCGAAUUGAUGAUGCGCUCGGCAAAUUUAUCAACAAGAAAACCCACGAUCUUCAAAAGAAGAAACAUAAAGUCACUGACGCCCUUUUCCAAAGCUGUCUCGUAAAGGAUGGUGCGAGAGUUAGUAUCAAUAAUUUGGACAAGACGACCUUUGAUUUGUGGGUUAUGGUACAAAUCUGGCACGACUGGUUCUCUCAACAGUUACACAGAUGCGCUCAUGCUCAACUCCAGGAAUACGCGAGCGUAGAGAAGAGCAUGUAUAAUUUGCUGGCUCAAGGUGGUGAUGCUUAUCUCCAGAUCGAUGAUGUUAUGUCAAUGGUUGAACAAUUCAAAACCGUAUCGGAGACCAGAGAGUGGGGACAUUGGGAAAAGGACGAAGUUGAGUUGCAGCUGAAUAUUAUGAAGGAAUAUGCUGCGAAGAAGGUAAAGGGUCUGAUGGUCAAUGAGUUGAUGGGUGACGGCAGUGGAGUUAAUGGCGAACUCGCAUAUCUCACUUGCACCAAGGUCGAUGACUAUGAGUUGCCCUGGGCUGUAAGUCAGGUUAUCGAAAACUAGAGCUAGAAUUGGAAAUGGAGCGAAGUAUCGGAACGAGUGCGUGGGGCAGCGGGAAUCCGGAGCUGUUUAACACUGCAGAAGGUAUUUAAUGGUAGGAAACUACUUGUGCAAGCAGGCUUUUUUAGCCUAUGAAUAUUCUGACGCAAGUAA